This is a messenger RNA of Onychostruthus taczanowskii (white-rumped snowfinch), 2317 nucleotides long. RefSeq names its product transmembrane protein 37 (gene TMEM37). Lineage: Eukaryota; Metazoa; Chordata; Aves; Passeriformes; Passeridae. The transcript has 2 exons. The record is from RefSeq and is a predicted model, not a curated record. Gene Ontology annotation, cellular component: membrane. Bases 486 to 1079 code for a protein of 197 amino acids. Gene Ontology annotation, molecular function: calcium channel activity; voltage-gated monoatomic ion channel activity.
UGCGGGGCCCGGGCGAGCGGGCAGCGCUGGGGCAGCCCCCCGUGCACCAGGGCUGGGCACCGGCACUGCCGCACAAACCGCUCCUGGCGGCAGAACACACCUCGAGCCCCCGGGAGCGGGAACACGCGGGGACACGGGGCAGGGCGAGGCUGCAGCGCGGCGAGAGGCAUCGCCACCGCCCAGCACACCUCCGGCCCGGCCGCCCGUGCUCUGCAGCGGGCUGGGGCGAGUCCGUGCCCCGGGCCGGAGCUGCGCUGCCCCCCGCGCUGCCGGGCCGUGCGGGAGCAGCCUCCCUCCGCUCGGUUCAGUUCGGUUCGGCGCAGCCCAGCUCCGCCCGUCGGAGCCGCGCUGCUGACUCAGCCGCGGGGGGGCCCGGAGGGCGCCCCGGCCCCGCGGGCGUGGCGGGCGGGGGGGCUGCCCUCCGCCCUCCGGGGAGAUAAAGAGCGGCGGCCGCAGCCCGCCCGCGCCUCUCGCCGCCCGGCAGCAUGACGGCCAUCGGGGCGCAGGUGCAGCAGCUGCUGGCACACCGGAGACCACAGAAAUCCUUCUUUGAGACACUCAUCAGGAGCCUGAUCAUCCUGUGCGUGGCCAUAGCCGUGGUCCUGUCGUCCAUCUCCAUCUGCGAUGGCCGCUGGCUCUUUGCGAGGGGGCAGCUCUUUGGACUGUGGCACUUCUGCACCCUUAGCAACGACAGUGUCCUGAAGUGUGUCACAGACCUCAGCCUGGCCCGGGUGGAGGGGCUGAGCGUGGGGGUGAUUCCCAUCAGGAGCAUGGUGUCCUUUGCUGUUGUGGUUGCCAUAUUCGGGUUGGAGCUGCUGAUGGUGUCCCAGGUCUGCGAUGACGCCAACGCAAGGCGGAAAUGGGCAAUGGGCUCCGUUCUCAUCCUCGUCUCCUUUUUGCUGUCAGCCACUGGUGUUCUGAGCUUCUCCAUCCUGGUGAAGGAUCACCUCACCUUCACAGGCUUCACACUGACAUACUGGUGUGAGUUCAUUGCUGCCUUUCUCUUCUUCCUCAACGGGAUCAGCGGACUUCACAUCAACAGCCUCACACACCUCAGGAAUGGGGUAGGCAAAAUCUAGGCACAAAGGAUGAACCUCUGCCUUUGUGUAAUCAGCUUUGCCAAUUAGACUGGAAGAAAGAGAGUCUAAUGAAGUUUGAAAAGGAUGCCCUGUCUUUAAUUUGUGUGCAAGGAGGGGAAGCGUGAGUCAGUCUUCAUGCCUGUAGAAGAAGUACCCACCCACUGGUCAGCAUGGAGAGCUGAGCAACACCAGCCAAGCAGAGACUGGGACUGGCUGCUACUGCAAUAUGGUUUUCUGGAGAAGUGGAUUAAAGCAGAGGGUGUCCUGCUAAACCUGCAGAGAUCUGGAAGACUGCAAUCUAUCCCACACGUUGACCUGAGGCUUGCACAACACUGGUACUGCUGUGGGUUUGGUGUUGCUGUGCUUUUCCUUAUAUUCUGGAGCCUGUGAUAACAGCUUUGGUGUGUCUCAUGGGUUUGUUCUGGCUCAGGGACAGACGAUUUCUGCCUGGCCAUGCUCACUGGUGUGGAGUAUUGAAACUCUUUACUGGAUCUUACUUCUUCAUUUUUCUUUCAAAAGAUAAGGCACACAGAACUUGAUCUGGUCACAGGUUUUGUUUCCUUCAGGCAUGUUCCCUUUAUCUGUUCUGUUCUUGGUCAGUUUUUUGGGGACAUUUCAGACAGAGUUGCUGACCUGGGGUCAGGGGUAGGUGUUGGGUGAUGCAGGUGUAGAGGGAAGAGAUGUGCUGUUUUCCUCAGGCAGCAGUGCAUAUCCCUGUGUCUGUGGCCUCUUUCCCAGUGUUACCACUCUCCUGCCACCCCUGAAGGACAUGUGCCAACUGGUCAACCAAAUUGGCUGUCUCACGUGCCUUGCACAGUUUAUGGUAACAGGGCAUUGCUCUUGGGUUUUUUUGUUUUUUGGGGCAAGAGGGACAAGCUCUGCAGAGGCUUCAUGGGCUGUGGUGGCUGGGCAGGCUAUGCAGAGACCACCACAGCUUCUGGGAUGUGUUUUGGUUAUCACGGUUUCCACUGGGGCAGUGCUUAUCCUGUAGCUGAAUCUCCUGUAGCAUUUCUUAUGGGAGGAGAAAGCCCCAGAUCCUCCUGACCAGAUCAGGUCCUUUUCUUCCUCUGACUUAACAGUGAGCCUGGGAGGAGAAGCAGCCCGUGAUUGCCUAAGGAGGGGCUGAUGGGUGCAGCUCUAAUCUGUCACCGCUGGUAGAAAUGUUGAGAGACCUGGCCAGAAUUAUUAUACUAAGGCUGGCCUUCCUCCUGCCAAUGUCUGAGUCAAUAUCUCUAAAA